AUUAAAAGGGCCACAAUUCUGCAAAACAAACGAAUAAGAAACCGAAAAUUCAGAAAUGGUUAAACCAAAACAAUACUGGUUACUCAAAACCGAGCCAACCGAAUGGUCAUGGGACGACCAAUCGUCACACGGCGGAAUAACAAACUGGGACGGCGUCAAAAACAAACAAGCUCAGAAAAGCCUGAAAGCGAUGAAACUGAACGACCUCUGCUUCUUUUAUCACUCCGGCGCCAGCGCCCGUCGCGUGGUCGGCGUCGUGACGGUGGUGAAAGAGUGGUACAGUGACGACGAUAACGAGGUGAUCGUUGAUGUUAAGGCGGUUGGAGAAAUGAGAACGCCGGUGGAUUUGAAGGAAAUGAAGAGUAAUGAGGAGUUGAGUGGUUUUGUGUUGUUUCGGCAGCCUAGGUUGUCGGUUAUGGCGGUGUCGGAGGUGAUUUGGAGGAGGAUUUGUGAAAUUGGCGGUGGUUAUGAGGGUGAUGGGAAAGGUGACGGCGGCGGUGGUGUUGACGACGGAGAUGAUUAGAUCGAUGUUUCUUUUGUCUUGGCUUUAUGAAUUGUUCAAUCUAUCAGCUUUUUUUUACAAUGUCGUUCAACCAAAAGUUCAUGAACAGUAUAAAACGCAUGCGGACGCGUAAAUGAACUGUAACUCAAAUAGUAUAAAGUGUUGGCCAGUAUUUUCAAAA
Molecule: messenger RNA, 683 nt
Organism: Mercurialis annua (annual mercury)
Lineage: Eukaryota; Viridiplantae; Streptophyta; Magnoliopsida; Malpighiales; Euphorbiaceae
Exons: 1
Coding region: 56-523 (155 amino acids)
Cellular component (GO): nucleus
Source: RefSeq, a predicted model, not a curated record